AUGGCGGCGAGCGGACGUGUUCACCUACUCUUACUGCUGAUGUCAGUGCCAUUCUGUCUGUGUACCGUUCAAGGAUUGAAAGCACCUAGCGGCAAUGGAAACGGACUCAGUAAUCCGCCAGCAAACCCUCCGGUUCCCGUUAAUAUUAUUGGAGCGCCCGGUCCAGUCAACAACGUCCCAGUUGCUCCUGCUGUUGCGGCCAUGACGCAGCCUCGGAGGGCUACCGGGUGGAAGCUGGCGGAGGAGCUGUCCUGCCGGGACGACUUGACCCGGCUUUGUCCCAAACACACAUGGAGCAACAAUUUAGCUGUCCUGGAGUGUUUACAGGACAGAAAGGAGGAAACCGAGAUUGCUGUCGACUGCAACCAUUUGCUAUGGAACUACAAGCUGAACCUGACAAUGGAUCCCAAGUUUGAGUCUGUCGCCAUGGAGAUCUGCAAGAGUACUAUCACUGAGAUUAAGGAGUGUUCGGAGGAGGAGCGUGGUAAGGGUUACCUGGUGUCCUGCCUGGUGGAUCACCGUGGUAACAUCACAGAGUACCAGUGUCACCAGUACAUCACCAAGAUGACCUCUAUCGUCUUCUCAGACUACAGACUCAUCUGUGGCUUCAUGGACAAGUGUAGAGAGGACAUCAACACGCUACGCUGUGGAAGCAUCAACGUUGGAGAGAAGGACAUCCAUUCACAGGGUGAGGUCAUAGCGUGUCUGGAGAAAGCCUUAGUCCGAGAGGCGGAGCAACAGGACCAGGCUCAUCCAAUCAGAGAGGAGUGUAAGAAGAGCAUCAUGCGCGUAGCGGAGCUGUCGUCAGACGACUUCCACCUGGACAGAUUCCUGUACUUCUCCUGCCGAGAGGACCGAGAACGCUUCUGUGAAAACACCCAAGCAGGAGAGGGCAAGGUCUACAAGUGUCUCUUCAGCCACAAGUUUGAGGAGGCCAUGUCUGAGAAGUGUCGAGAGGCCCUGACCACGCGUCAGAAGCUGAUAACCCAGGACUACAAGGUUAGCUACUCUCUGACCAAGGCCUGCAGGGCUGACCUCAGGAAGCACCGCUGUAACCUGGACACCAACAUGCCCCGCGCUAGAGAGGCACGACUAUCAUAUCUGCUGCUAUGCCUGGAGUCUGCUGUACACAGGGGUCGUACAGUGUCUGAGGACUGCCAGGGGGAGAUGUUGGAGUACCGUAGGAUGCUGAUAGAGGAUUUCUCUCUGAGUCCAGAAAUAGUGCUCCACUGUAGAGGGGAGAUCGAGACCCACUGCUCCGGACUCCACAGGAAAGGACGUACCCUCCACUGUCUGAUGAGGGUGGGCCGGGGGACAAGGAAGCACAGGGGACGGACUCUGUCAGGCGCGGUGAGACGAUGCACGCUGGCGACACAGCGCACACUGGCGACACAGCGCACACUGGCGACACAGCGCACGCUGGCGACACAGCGCACGCUGGCGACACAGCGCACGCUGGCGACACAGCGCACGCUGGCGACACAGCUGCACGCUGGCGACACAGAGCACGCUGGCGACACAGAGCACGCUGGCGACACAGAGCACGCUGGCGACACAGAGCACGCUGGCGACACAGAGCACGCUGGCGACACAGAGCACGCUGGCGACACAGAGACGACACAGAGCACGCUGACGACACAGAGACGACACAGAGCACGCUGA
Messenger RNA from Oncorhynchus gorbuscha (pink salmon), 1662 nucleotides. RefSeq names its product Golgi apparatus protein 1-like. The record is from RefSeq and is a predicted model, not a curated record. Lineage: Eukaryota; Metazoa; Chordata; Actinopteri; Salmoniformes; Salmonidae. Gene Ontology annotation, molecular function: fibroblast growth factor binding. The transcript has 8 exons. Gene Ontology annotation, cellular component: Golgi membrane. Bases 1 to 1662 code for a protein of 553 amino acids.